Molecule: messenger RNA, 2211 nt
Organism: Camelus dromedarius (Arabian camel)
Lineage: Eukaryota; Metazoa; Chordata; Mammalia; Artiodactyla; Camelidae
Gene: SIX1
Product: SIX homeobox 1
Exons: 2
Coding region: 351-1205 (284 amino acids)
Biological process (GO): regulation of skeletal muscle cell proliferation; regulation of transcription by RNA polymerase II; skeletal muscle fiber development
Cellular component (GO): transcription regulator complex; nucleus
Molecular function (GO): DNA-binding transcription factor activity, RNA polymerase II-specific; RNA polymerase II cis-regulatory region sequence-specific DNA binding
Source: RefSeq, a predicted model, not a curated record
GCCAAUCAGCAAGCCAGGGACUCUGCGCGCUUUAAGGCAGCUGCCUGGAGAACAGAAACCAAGUUCCCCGGCAACGAGCAGCAUCCACCCGGCGGGAGGCCGGAGCCAGCGAGGCCCGAAAAGCUUCGGAGUGAGCCGGCCGGCCGUUCCUUUCCCAGCGCACGCCCUACUCCUCCUCCUCUUACUCGGCCGCCCGCGCCCAAGUCUCGACUCUUGAUUUCGCCUUCGCAAAGCCUAGGGAGGGGGUUAGGAGCAGACGCGCCCUCAUCCCUGCAGCUGCCUCGCCCUGCUUUUUCGGUUUUGCUCCCUGCCGCGUGCGCCCGGGCGGUGCGCCCCGGCAGGCCCAAGCCAUGUCGAUGCUGCCAUCGUUCGGCUUCACGCAGGAGCAAGUGGCGUGCGUGUGCGAGGUUCUGCAGCAAGGCGGGAACCUGGAGCGCCUGGGCAGGUUCCUAUGGUCUCUGCCCGCCUGCGACCACCUGCACAAGAACGAAAGCGUGCUAAAGGCCAAGGCCGUGGUCGCCUUCCACCGCGGCAACUUCCGCGAGCUCUACAAGAUCCUGGAAAGCCAUCAGUUCUCGCCUCACAACCACCCUAAGCUGCAGCAACUGUGGCUGAAGGCGCACUACGUGGAGGCUGAGAAGCUGCGCGGCCGGCCCUUAGGUGCGGUGGGCAAAUACCGGGUGCGCCGAAAAUUCCCGUUGCCGCGCACCAUCUGGGACGGCGAAGAAACCAGCUACUGCUUCAAGGAGAAGUCACGGGGCGUUCUGCGGGAGUGGUACGCGCAUAACCCCUACCCCUCGCCGCGUGAGAAGCGGGAGCUGGCCGAGGCCACCGGCCUCACCACCACCCAGGUCAGCAACUGGUUUAAGAACCGGAGGCAAAGAGACCGGGCCGCCGAGGCCAAGGAAAGGGAGAACACCGAAAACAAUAACUCCUCCUCCAACAAGCAGAAUCAACUCUCUCCUCUGGAAGGGGGCAAGCCGCUCAUGUCCAGCUCAGAAGAAGAAUUCUCACCUCCCCAAAGUCCAGACCAGAACUCGGUCCUUCUGCUGCAGGGCAAUAUGGGCCACGCCAGGAGCUCAAACUAUUCUCUCCCGGGUUUAACGGCCUCACAGCCGGGCCACGGCCUGCAAGCCCACCAGCAUCAGCUCCAGGACUCCCUACUGGGCCCCCUCACCUCCAGUCUGGUGGACUUAGGGUCCUAAGAGGGGAGGGACUGGGGCCUCAACACAGUGACUAGGGACACUUGUAAAUAGAAAUCAGGAACAUUUUUGCAGCUUGUUUCUGGGGUUAUUUGCGCAUAAAGGAAUGGUGGACUUUCACAGAUACCUUUUUAAAACUCAAACCAACAGUGAUCUCAAGCUUAAUGCCCUCUUCUCUUCGACUCUUUCCAGUUUUGCAUUUCCCCUCCCAGUGUGGAGAUCAGGAAAAAAGAAAAAACCCAAACAAACAAAAACAUCCAGUCACCCAGCCUGAUUCUUGGCAACCCGUGUUCCUGCUUCAGUUAUGUCUCUCUUUUCUUUCUUUCUUUUUUAAAAAAUGAAUGAGAAUUACAAAGCAACUGGAUUUUAAUUAUUUCCUUUUAAUUUAUUUAUGGAAAAAUGUUUGGAGAAUAGGAAAAGGAAAUGAAAACAAGAGAGAAAGAGAGAGAGAGAAGUCAAAAUCGUGAAAAGAGCCUCCAGCCUGGGAGGAACUGGUUGCAUUCUUAAGAUGAAUAGGAAAAUUAUGAUCUUACAACUUUUUUGAUGGGGAAAAUUAAGUUUACAUUUUUCAUAUUUAGUGUUAAACAAUUUUAUGUAGAUUAAAAUGAAAGAACAGUAUUAGGGGGAAAAAACAAGUGCCUAAAUGUCUUAAUGCUCUCAAUGUGAGGCAGUUAGAAGUAGAAGUGACCAUUAGAAAUACAACUAUUUUUGUCAAAUUUAGUGUGGUUUUUUGGUUGUUGUUUGUUUUCUUGGGUUUUUUUUAUGGCAAACUUUAAAAAUGUACCAAUGUGAAAAAACACUUUCCUGAAUGCCAUUACUUCUUAUGCCCUCAAAGCUUUCAUAUCUGUAACCCACCCCUGUUAAGGGUUUCUCCUGUUCCUAGUUUCUAGCUUGCAACAAUACACAACAAAUCUGGCAACCUGGUUUUUGUUACUAAAACAGCAUGUGUUUUCAGGUUUCUUUUCUAUUGUACCUAAACCAGUCUAAAUUAAAACUUAGUAGAACACCA